Gregarina niphandrodes is the source of this 486-nucleotide messenger RNA. RefSeq lists its product as hypothetical. Lineage: Eukaryota; Apicomplexa; Conoidasida; Eugregarinorida; Gregarinidae. Bases 1 to 486 code for a protein of 161 amino acids. The record is from RefSeq and is a predicted model, not a curated record. The transcript is spliced from 2 exons.
AUGGAAGUGCCUCUAGAGGAGUUACUUAAACUCCAACAGUCGCUAAAACACACCCCUGUCGCAGGUACCGAUGCCAAUGCCAUCACGGACUCUGUCGAUGCUCCUAGGAAGAAGGAACUGACAACUGUGGACAAUAAGAGACCACAGAGACCGAGCCAUCUGGUCUUCAAAAACCCACGAGCCAAGCUAAGCGACCCACGAGAAUUUGCUAAGAACUUCGUCGACGACCAUGGCGGCACCAAAUACUCCUUCUUGCACAACAUGCAAAAGAAAGAGCGGGAAGAACUUGGCACAUUCAUCAAAUCUGAUGGAUACCGCCAGCUCAACAAGGACGAACGACAACAGGUCCACAAAAAGUUCCAGCAGCUCACUAGCGCCGUAAAUCACAAGAGCAAACGUGUAAUUAAAUUAGAAAAGAAAAAUCACGAACCAAGAACAAAUCAACCAAACGAAAAGCAUACCCACAAAAUCUCAAGGGAAAAAUAA